Molecule: messenger RNA, 1941 nt
Organism: Candoia aspera
Lineage: Eukaryota; Metazoa; Chordata; Lepidosauria; Squamata; Candoiidae
Product: vomeronasal type-2 receptor 26-like
Exons: 4
Coding region: 1-1941 (646 amino acids)
Biological process (GO): G protein-coupled receptor signaling pathway
Cellular component (GO): plasma membrane
Molecular function (GO): G protein-coupled receptor activity
Source: RefSeq, a predicted model, not a curated record
AUGGGUAUUGUCCAACUACUUAAAUAUUUUGAAUGGACAUGGGUUGGGAUCAACACACUGGAUGAUGACAAAAGAGAAAGUUUUGUUCGGAACUUAGUGCCAAUGCUUUCCCAGAAUGGUAUUUGUUUUGCUUUCACUGACAGAAUGCCCUCCAUGACAAAUUUCUUGGAAAUCCAUGAUGCAUAUAUGAAGACAGAAAAAAGUCUCAAUUUUUUCAGGAUCAAUGAAGUCAAAGUGCUUCUGGUAUAUGCAGAAACUCAUUCAGCACUGAGUUUGAAAUUUUUGCUCUCUCAAAAUAACAACAUAACAGACUCUCUAGACAGAGUAUGGAUUAUGACAGCCCAAUGGGACUUCCCAGCCUUACAGUUUCAUCAGGAUUGGGAUAUACUGGUGUUCCAAGGGACUUUGUCCUUUGCAGUUCAUUCCAGGGAAGUCCUGGGAUUCCAACAUUUCCUUCCAACCAUAAAUCCUAAUUUCCUAAAUGAAGACAAUUUUAUUAAGGAUUUUUGGGAGCAGGCUUUCAGCUGUUUAUUUUCAAAUAACCCUACUGAGGAAGAGCACACUGAGUUUUGCACUGGGACAGAAAAGUUGCAGAGCCUUGCUGGACCCUUUUUUGAAAUGAAGAUGACUGCCCAAAGCUACAGUGUCUAUAAUGCUGUCUAUGCUGUGGCAUAUGCUUUAGAUGCCAUGCAAUCACUGGAUUCCAAGCACAGGGUGGUGAGAACACAUUGGAGCCCACAGCCUUGGAAGCUUCAUCCUUUCUUGAGGAGAAUUUCAUUUAACAACAGUGCUGGAGACCUGGUGUCUUUAGAUGAGCAUGGUGAACUUGAAGGUGGAUUUGAUAUUAUCAACUGGAUUACUUUCUCAAACAAAUCGUUCUCCAGAGUGAAAGUAGGAAAGUUGAAUCCACAUGUCCUAUCUACCAUACAAUUAUCCAUUAAUGAUGAGAACAUCAUCUGGCAUAGCAAGUUCAAUAAGACACCACCUUCUUCAGUAUGUAAUGACCACUGCCAUCCAGGUUCUGUUAGAAAAAAGAAAGAUGGGAAACCAUUAUGUUGCUAUGACUGUGUUUCAUGUCCCAAAGGGAAGAUUUCUAACCAAAAUGACAUGGACAACUGUAUCCAGUGUCCAGAUGAUCAAUACCCAAACAGCAACCAAAAUGGAUGCCUCUCCAAGAGUUUCAACUUUCUGCUUUAUGAUGAAACAUUGAGCCUCACUUUAGCUUUUAUGGCUAUUUCGCUCUCUGCAAUCACAGCUUUGAUACUUAGGAUUUUCAUUAAGUACCAGCACACUCCUAUUGUCAGAGCCAAUAACCAGGACCUCACUUACACUCUCCUCAUCUCCCUCCUUCUCUGCUUCCUCUGUGCCUUCCUAUUCAUUGGCCAACCUCACACUGCAAUCUGUCUCCUCCGGCAAACCACAUUUGGCAUUGUCUUCUCUGUGGCUAUUUCUUCUGUGCUGGCAAAAACCAUCACUGUGGUUCUAGCAUUUAUGGCCACAAAGCCAGGAUCCAGGAUAAGGGGUUGGGUAGGGAAAAGACUAGCUACUUUUAUUGUCCUCUCCUGCUCUCUUUUUCAAGUAGCUCUUUGUACUGUGUGGCUGUAUACUGCUCCUCCCUUCUCAGACUUGGAUAUGCAUUCUUUGACUGAGGAAAUUGUGGUGGAAUGUAAUGAAGGGUCAUUCUUUAUGUUUUACUGUGUUCUGGGCUAUCUGGGAUUUCUGGCUCUAAUCAGCUUUAUUGUAGCUUUCUUUGCUAGGAAGUUGCCUGAUACUUUCAAUGAAGCCAAGUUCAUAAUAUUCAGCAUGUUGGUGUUUUGCAGUGUAUGGAUCACUUUUGUUCCAACUUACCUAAGUACCAAGGGUAAGUACAUGGUGGUUGUGGAGAUCUUCUCCAUCUUGGCCUCCAGUGCUGAUUUGCUGGGUUGUAUCUUUUUUCCCUAA